Aedes albopictus (Asian tiger mosquito) is the source of this 1707-nucleotide messenger RNA. RefSeq names its product fibroleukin. The transcript has 2 exons. NCBI's taxonomy places the organism in Eukaryota, Metazoa, Arthropoda, Insecta, Diptera, Culicidae. Bases 96 to 1010 code for a protein of 304 amino acids. The record is from RefSeq and is a predicted model, not a curated record.
GCAGUUCAAUGUUGCAGUACAUAUAUUCAACAUCAACAGUUUCGACAAGACCAUCUUGCCGCUCUGAUGUCGUUGUUUCUCGAUAGAAAUUAAAAAUGGCAGUCAAGUUUGCCAUUGCAACUUUUGCGUUGGCCUUUUGUUGUGCGGCUGAACCGGUAAAAGGCGAAGAUUUUUAUCUCAAACGAGAGACACCUAGUGGAAGCUGUUUUGGUUUUGAGCUGCUGAUUACCCAACUAGAAAUUCUCGAACAGAAGUUAGGAAAAUUAGAUAAUCUUGAACAGAAGUUGACAAAAUUAGAUAUUCUUGAACAGAAGUUAUCAAAACUAGAUACUGUGGAACAGAAGUUGUCCAAAGUCGACCAUACAUUGGAGAAACAAGUGAAAAAUGUAUUCCAGUCAUGUUCGGAAGUACAAUCCAAAAUUUCGGGGAAAUAUAGACUUCGACCCGAUUCCAACAAGCAAUCGUUUGUAGGUUUUUGUGAGCAGGAAAAAUUUGGUGGUGGAUGGCUCGUAAUCCAGCAUCGUUUCGAUGGAUCGGUUGAUUUCUACCGCAACUGGACGGACUAUAAGAAUGGGUUUGGAGAAAUUGGUGGAGAGUUCUGGAUAGGGCUCGAAAGGCUGCACAAGUUGACAAAGGAUAAAAAUGUGACUCUGAUGGUGGAAAUCGAAGACUUUGAUGGCAAUUAUGGUUAUGCUAGAUAUGAUGAAUUUGAAAUUGGUGAUGAAGAUGCAAAGUAUGUGCUCAAACGAAUAAGCGGGUAUUCAGGGACUAUAGGAGAUUCGAUGAUGUCUACAGACAAGGGAUGCAUGUUUACAACGCGUGAUAGUGAUAAUGACAGAUACAGUAGUAGAAAUUGUGCAGAAAUAUCAAACGGAGCUUGGUGGUAUAAUUUUUGUAGCCGAACUAAUCCAAACGGGCCAUACCACAAGAAAGAAGAAUGGCAGAAACUUCACUGGGAUACCCACAGACGCGGAGUUCAGUUAAAGUUCUUCAGAAUGAUGAUCAAAUAAACUCAAUUUUUACAUAAAUAGUGCACGGCUAUGUUUGUUUGUUUGUUUGUUUAUUGUCCAGUAGCGUAAGAUACAAAUCUUUUAAAAUACUACCUCCGGCUGGUAAAAUAUCAUUUUCUGAGAUUUUAAACUUUACUUAUUCUACUUAAUAACUAUCUAACUAUCACGGUUCCAAAAGUUUAUGCAGCCACUCUUGAAAUUUGCUUCCGACGAUGAACGCUUCAAUGCGGGAGGUAACGUGUUCCAGUUUACCACACCCCGAACGAACAGUGAGUUUGAAUAACUCUCCGUGUUGUUAGCUGGAAUCACCAAAUUCUGUAACUGGCGACGUCGUGUUCGGACAAUCUUUUGAUAUAACGAGGCGGGAGUUUGUGUUGUUAGCAGAUUUCUCAGGAAAAUACAGGAGCGAUAUGCGUAGAAACCUCGUAAACUACAUCCGAUAAGGUUCUUUUGCAAAUGGCUAACGUGGUCAUACCGGCUCAACCCAUAUACAUGUAGCAGCAUUACAUCGCCACUACAACUCUUGUCGCAUCUUCCUUGCUACAUCUUUGAUGCAACAAUACGAUAUGCUCACACGACACUGCAACGACCCGAACACGAAAAGUAUUCAGUUGAAUACGAAUUGAAUUCAAAACCUUUUCAACUAUUCAAACUAUUGAGCUUAUGGCAUGCAUUGUGUAAUGAGGAUAUAUAAGCG